Lotus japonicus is the source of this 2783-nucleotide messenger RNA. RefSeq names its product protein RDM16. The record is from RefSeq and is a predicted model, not a curated record. Gene Ontology annotation, biological process: mRNA splicing, via spliceosome. Gene Ontology annotation, cellular component: U4/U6 x U5 tri-snRNP complex. Bases 28 to 2448 code for a protein of 806 amino acids. Lineage: Eukaryota; Viridiplantae; Streptophyta; Magnoliopsida; Fabales; Fabaceae. The transcript has 6 exons.
GUGAGAGAGGAUCUCGCAAACCCUAAGAUGGACGAUAGAGAGAGAUCGGGGGAUAGGAGAACCAGAGAUCGUAACUCCGACCGCCACCAUCGGAGCCACCGCGAUUCCGAUGACCACCGCCAUCAUCACCGUUCCGACAGGUCUCACAAGCGCGACCACAAAUCCAGGGAUUGGGAAGAAGAUCGAGAAGGAAGCAGAGAGAGGUCCUAUGACAGAGACGACACCAAAGGUAAGGACAAAGUGAAGCGUGAUGAGGAGGAGGAUGGCAUGGAAGAUUCCGUCGAGCCACGACACUCUUCGCAUUCUCACAAGCGGAAGGAUAGGGAACACAGUGAGGAUCGCGAGAGGGAGAGGGACGACGAUAAGAGAAUUAGGGUUUCAGAGGAUAGGAAGAGGGAACGGAGGAGGUUUGGGGAUAAAGCCAAGAAGGAUGAAGAAAAUGACGAUACUCAAUUCAACAAUGGCAAUGAAGAACACGCCACUGCUUCAGUACAAAACGGCACUACUGCAUUGGGAUUACCUGCUGUGGCGCCCACGAGUGUGCCCGAGACAUCGUUGGCCCCUACUUCUUCCUCACAUAUCAAGGUAUCUUCGAUUUCUACCACAAAUGAAAAUAAGGGAGUUAGUAUUACCAGGUCUCAUGAGGUUACUGGAAAAUCUAGUACAGAUGGGUCUUCUUCAACUGCUGGAAAACCCGGGCGCCUCAAUAUUGAAGUCAUAGCUAAGGCUAAGCUGGCUUUACAAAAGCAGAAAGAAUUACAUGAGAAGCUGAAGAAUCUUCCACUGUCGAAUAAAAUUUCUACCCCAAAUAAUGAAUCAACUGUACCCUCUCUCAGUGUUGAAAAGCCAUCAAGUCCUGCCCCCUUAGCUUCUUCUGGGCCUGUUGCAAGUAUGUCAAUUUUCCCUAAUGCUGCUGCUGCUACUUCUACUCUUGCAAGUCCUGCAGCUAGUGGUACUAGUGCUGCUGGUGUACCCAACUAUGAAGCUGUCAGGCGUGCUCAGGAGCUUGCGGCCAGGAUGGGGUUUCGUCAAGAUCCACAAUUUGCUCCUCUUAUAAACAUGUUUCCUGGUCAGAUGGUACCGGAUGUUACAAUCCCACAGAAACCCACAAAGGCCCCUGUUCUUCGUCUUGAUGCUCAGGGACGGGAAAUAGAUGAACAUGGAAAUGUUGUUAAUGUAACUAAACCAAGCAACCUUAGCACUUUGAAGGUCAACAUUAACAAACAGAAGAAAGAUGCGUUUGAAAUACUGAAACCUGUAUUAGAUGUCGAUCCUGAUUCUAAUCCUCAUUUUGAUCCAAGGAUGGGGGUCAACAAGACAAAGCUCCUGCGGCCCAAAAGGAAUAAUUUCCUGUUUGUGGAAGAGGGAAAAUGGUCAAAAGAUGCUGAAACAAUAAAAUUGAAGAGUCAAUUUGGAGAAGCUCAAGCAAAGGAGCAGAAGGCCAAACAAGCGCAGUUGGCAAAGGCGAAGGCUGCUCCUGAUAUAAAUCCAAACUUAAUAGAAAUAACAGAGAGGGUUGUGAUUAAAGAAAAACUCAAGGAUCCAAUUCCAGAAAUCGAGUGGUGGGACUUGCCUCUUUUGCAAUCUGGGAAUUAUGGUGACAUUGCUGACGGAUCCAUAGAUGAAGAUAAACUGAAAAUGGAAAAAAUCACUUUUUAUGUGGAGCAUCCUCGUCCCAUUGAGCCACCUGCUGAGCCUGCCCCACCUCCACCUCAACCCCUCAAGCUAACCAAGCAAGAACAGAAGAAACUCCGGACACAAAGGCGUAUAGCUAAGGAGAAAGAUAGACAGGAGAUGAUAAGACAGGGAGUCAUAGAACCCCCAAAACCAAAGGUCAAGAUUAGCAAUUUAAUGAAAGUACUUGGUGCUGAGGCAACUCAAGAUCCUACUCGGCUUGAAAAGGAAAUACGCAGUGCAGCUGCUGAGCGUGAGCAGGCCCACAUAGAUAGGAACAUUGCUCGCAAGCUCACUCCUGCUGAGCUGCGUGAGAAGAAGGAGAGGAAGCUGUUUGAUGACCCAAAUACAGUUGAGACACUUGUCUCACUCUACAGGAUAAACGAUCUCUCUCAUCCGAAGGCCCGCUUUAGAGUUGAUGUUAAUGCUCAAGAGAACCGUUUGACUGGAUGUGCUGUGAUCAGCGAUGGUAUGAGUAUUGUUGUGGUUGAAGGUGGAAGCAAGUCAAUUAAGAGGUAUGGAAAGCUCAUGCUUAGACGUAUCAAUUGGAGUGAUGUUUCAAAAGAGAAUGAAGAAAAUGACGAGUCAGAUGAUGACAAGCCUGUCAAUAAAUGUGUUUUGGUGUGGCAAGGAAGUGUUGCCAAACCGAGCUUCAAUAGGUUCAGUGUUCAUGAUUGCAUCACUGAAGCAGCUGCUCGAAAAGUCUUUGUGGAUGCUGGUGUUCCUCAUUAUUGGGAUCAAGCUGUCAACUACGUAGAUGAUGGAGCUGUUUGAAUUGUCUUCUGAUGAUGUUUUUGAUCAACAUUAUUAGCAUGCCUUGACUAAACCAACCCUUGUGGUUAGUGAUCGGUUUUACAAUUUGCAUUAAGCAGGGUUUUAAGCAAAUAAUAAAUACGAACAGGAAUACUGCUGAUGCUCCUUUGUUUCCUAUGGCAUAUUAUGUCUAAACUGAUUAUAAAUUUGCUAGAUCAUGAAGUGGUGUAAACCUUGGCUCAUCUGUUUGGAUAUGUUCAUGCUAUAUGAUUGUGUGCGAUAUGACAUUGGUUAAAUUUUAGACCUCGGUAUUUUCUGCAAUGUUUCCUGCUAUGUAAACUCUGAUUUUUCAUUCA